UUCUUUCAAGCGCCUCUUCGAGUGUCUUCGAGUCUGUCUAUGAGUGUGCGGCCAUAAAAUUUAAUUUGCAAUUUAAUUUGAUUUCGGUAUACGGGCAGUGCCGAUAAACAUUGCUGGCCAAUGAUUUAAGCAAAUGCAAAAUAGAAAACAAAUGAUUAGGCGUAACGUAAAUCUCAGUGUGGCGUUAAAAUAAUUAUAAUCAUUUGGAUUAUCAGCGGACAAGCAAUUACUGUUAUUGACAUACGCGCACUUAAACGAGGACAGCGACAAAUCUGUGGCAAUUAACUCGCGUAACCGGCUGCAAACAAAACAAUUGCAAUAAGCCAGGCGCCGCGGGAAUUAUCACACACACACACACAGAGAGAGAGAGAGAGAGAAAGUCACAUAUACACAUUGUGCAAUUGUUGAGGCCCACAUAGACUUCAAACCAUGGGCGACAAUAUAAUUGGCUCGGCGAGCUUCCUUCACUUGGGCGACAUUGUUUCGCUUUAUGCGGAGGGCAGCGUUUGCGGCUUCUUGAGCACACUCGGCCUGGUGGAUGAUCGUACGGUUGUGUGCCCGGAGGCUGGCGACCUAACAUGUCCGCCCAAGAAGUUUCGAGAUUGUCUCAUCAAGAUAUGUCCCAUGAAUCGUUAUUCUGCACAAAAACAAUUCUGGAAAGCAGCCAAGCAAUCCGCCAGCUCCAAUACAGACCCCAAUCUGCUCAAGCGUCUGCAUCAUGCGGCAGAGAUCGAGAAGAAACAGAACGAAACGGAGAACAAAAAGCUGCUGGGCACGUCCAUACAAUACGGACGUGCAGUUGUGCAGCUGCUCCACUUGAAGUCCAACAAAUAUCUGACGGUGAACAAGCGACUGCCCUCGCUGCUGGAGAAGAAUGCCAUGCGUGUGUAUCUGGAUGCCAAUGGCAAUGAGGGCUCCUGGUUUUAUAUCAAGCCCUUCUAUAAGCUGCGCUCAGUGGGCGACUAUGUGGUGGUGGGCGACAAGGUCAUACUCAGUCCGGUGAAUGCGGAUCAGCAGAAUUUGCAUGUGGCUGCCAACUAUGAGCUGCCCGACAAUCCGGGCUGCAAGGAAGUCAACGUGCUCAACUCAUCCACAUCGUGGAAAAUCUCGCUCUUCAUGGAGCACAAAGAGAAUCAGGAUUUGAUACUUAAGGGCGGCGAUGUGGUGCGUCUGUUUCAUGCCGAGCAGGAAAAGUUUCUCACCAUGGACGAGUACAAGAAGCAAUAUCACGUUUUUCUGCGCACCACUGGACGCACUAGCGCCACGGCCGCCACCAGCAGCAAGGCGCUGUGGGAGAUUGAAGUGGUGCAGCAUGAUUCGUGUAGAGGUGGUGCUGGUGACUGGAACUCACUCUAUCGCUUCAAGCAUCUGGCCACGGGACACUAUUUGGCUGCCGAGCUGGAGUGCGAUGUAGCCGAGCACUCUGCCUCAUUGGCCGCACAUGAAUCGCUGCUGGGCGACUGCAGCAAGGACUCGGGCAUUGGCGCCACUAUGAAUUCCACUAUGAAUGGUGAAAAGUCCAGGAGCAAGCAGUACCGCUUGGUGUCCGUGCCGCACUCGGCGGACAUUGCUUCGGUAUUUGUGCUGGAUGCCACGACGAUGGCGCGUCCGGAUAGUUUGGUGCCGCAAUCGAGUUAUGUGCGUCUGCAGCAUAUUUGCUCCAACACUUGGGUGCAUGCCACAUCGAUACCCAUUGAUGCGGAUGACGACAAGCCUGUCAUGUCCAAGGUGUGCUGCUCGCCCAUUAAGGAGGACAAGGAGGCAUUUGCGCUCAUACCUGUGUCGCCAGUGGAAGUGCGUGAUUUGGACUUUGCCAACGAUGCGUGCAAGGUGCUGGCUACGGUCACCAGCAAGCUGGACAAUGGCAGCAUAUCGAUUAAUGAGCGACGCGCGCUCAUAUCGCUGCUGCAGGACAUUGUCUACUUCAUAGCGGGCAUGGAGAACGAGCAGAACAAGACCAAGGCGCUGGAGUUUACCAUAAAGAAUCCCAUACGCGAUCGCCAGAAGCUGCUGCGUGAGCAGUAUAUCCUUAAACAGCUGUUCAAGAUACUGCAAGGACCUUUUCAGGAACACAACGCUGGCGAUGGUCCCUUUCUGCGGCUGGAUGAGCUAAGCGAUCCCAAGAAUGCGCCAUAUAAAAACAUUUUUAGGCUUUGCUAUCGCAUACUGCGGCUUUCUCAACAGGAUUAUCGCAAGAAUCAGGAAUACAUUGCCAAGCAUUUUGGUUUGAUGCAAAAGCAAAUUGGCUAUGACAUCCUGGCGGAGGAUACGAUCACCGCACUGCUGCACAACAAUCGCAAACUGCUGGAGAAGCACAUUACAGCGGCAGAGAUUGAAACGUUUGUGGGUUUAGUGCGCAAGAAUAUGCACAACUGGGACUCACGCUUCUUGGACUAUCUUUCCGAUUUGUGCGUGUCCAAUCGCAAAGCUAUUGCUGUUACCCAGGAGCUCAUCUGCAAGAGCGUGCUGAGCGACAAGAAUGCGGACAUACUAAUCGAUACACAAAUCAAGGCGCUGCGUGGUGGCGCCGCCGUGCGCUGCUACAAAGGCGCCUCCGAGGAUGUGUGCCUAGCCACGCUAACUGAAGUGGCUGGCGAUGAUGAGGAUGUGCAGUCCAGCUCCACCACCACCACCUGGGACAGCGGCAGUCACAGCGAUGAAGACACUUUAGCCAUGGGCGAGAAAUACGAAAUUCAUUUGCAGUGGAAGGGACAACCUUCCUCACGCUCCAUGGCGGAUUUGGCCAAUUGUGUAGCCGAUGGCUGCGAGCAGGAAGCGGCUAUACUGAACUACUAUCGCCAUCAGCUGAAUUUGUUCUCGAACAUGUGCCUCAAUCGCCAGUAUCUGGCGCUGAAUAUACUUUCGCCACAUUUGGAUAUUGAUUUGAUAUUAAAAUGCAUGUCGGAUGAAACGAUGCCCUAUGAGCUGCGCGCAUCCUUUUGUCGUCUUAUGCUGCAUUUGCAUGUGGAUCGCGAUCCACAGGAGCCAGUUACGCCUGUGAAGUACGCACGUCUCUGGAGCGAAAUACCCUCGAAAAUGUCCAUUAUGGACUACGACGGCAAGAACCAGCAGCCGGAUCAGAAUAAACAGGCAUGUCGCGCCAAGUUCAACACAACGAUUGCCUUUGUGGAGAACUAUUUGUGCAAUGUGGCCACCAAGGUGUGGCUGUUCACCGAUCAGGAGCAGAACAAGUUAACAUUCGAGGUGGUUAAGCUGGCUAGAGAUUUGAUAUACUUUGGCUUCUAUAGCUUCAGUGAUUUGUUGCGUUUAACCAAAACGCUGCUCUCCAUACUUGACUGCGUCUCGGAGAGCUCAACUGGCGCUGGCGGCUUCGUCAACACGGACAUGGACUCUGUCGAAGAGGAGACCAACAAUAGCGCUGAAGGCGGCGUGCUGCGCUCCAUUGGCGACAUGAGCACUGUUAUGACCUCGCUGGCUUUGGGCUCAGUGGGUCAGGCUAUGGCAGCGCCUUCGAUUGCGCUGCAGCAGCGCAAGUCGGUAUCACAGCUAAUGAAGGAAUAUCCGCUGGUUAUGGACACCAAGCUUAAGAUUAUAGAAAUACUGCAGUUCAUACUGGACGUGCGAUUGGACUACAGAAUCAGCUGCCUGCUGUCCAUAUUCAAGCGCGAGUUCGACGAAUCCGACAUCAUGACACAGAGUCAAGGCAGCAGCAGCGCCACAGUCAGCGAGGAGCAGCAACAAGCAUUGCAGCCAACUACACCGGGCACGGAAUCGGAGCAAAUUGCUGCUGCAGAGGCGGCCAUGGCUGCUGCAGCAGCUGCAGCUUCAGCAGCAGCGGCACGACAGAAGAACAUUGAUCUGGAAUCGAUUGGCGUGCAGGCCGAGGGCAUUUUCGAUUGCGAGCGCAGUGAUGCAGCUAAUCUGGAUCUAGAUGGACAGGGUGGACGCACAUUUCUGCGUGUGCUGCUGCAUUUGAUAAUGCACGACUAUGCGCCGCUGGUGUCAGGUGCGCUGCACUUGCUCUUCCGACACUUUAGUCAGCGCCAGGAGGUGCUGCAGGCUUUUCGUCAGGUGCAACUGCUCGUCUCGGACAGCGACGUGGAGUCGUACAAGCAGAUCAAGUCUGAUCUGGACAUACUGCGUCAGAGUGUGGAGAAGUCGGAGCUUUGGGUGUACAAGGCCAAGGCCACAGACGAGCUGGGCGGCACUGAUGCUGGCGCCGCUGGCGACAAUGUGGAGUACGAUGCUGCGCUGUCGCCAGAGCAGCGCAGCGAGUAUCAAAAGGUCAAGGAGAUACUCAUACGCAUGAACAAAUUCUGCGUCACAACAGGGCCCGUGGUGCGGCCGCGCAAGCACGAGCAGCGGCUGCUGCGCAACGUGGGCGUGCAUACGGUGGUGCUGGAUCUGCUGCAGAAUCCGUACGAUGAGAAGGACGAUGUGCUGAUGAAGGAGCUGAUGUGUCUGGCGCACGAGUUUCUGCAGAACUUUUGUCUGGGCAAUCAGCAGAACCAAGUGCUGCUGCAUAAUCAUCUCGAUUUAUUCCUAAAUCCAGGCAUACUGGAGGCCAAAACAGUGUGCGCCAUAUUCAAGGACAAUCUGGCGCUGUGCAAUGAGGUGACCGAUAAAGUGGUGCAGCACUUUGUGCACUGCAUCGAGAUUCAUGGCAGGCAUGUGGCCUAUUUGCAGUUUCUGCAAACCAUCGUCAAGGCGGAGAAUCAGUUUAUACGCAAAUGCCAGGACAUGGUCAUGCAGGAGCUCAUCAAUGCUGGCGAGGAUGUGCUGGUGUUCUACAAUGACAAGACCUCGUUUCAUCAUUUCGUGCAAAUGAUGCAGCAGCAGCAGCUGCAGCAGCGUCGCCAGCAGCUGCCGGACGACAGUCCGCUCAAGUAUCAUGUGGAGCUGGUCAAGCUGCUCGCCUGCUGCACCAUGGGCAAGAACGUGUACACGGAGAUCAAGUGCAAUAAUCUGCUGUCGCUGGACGACAUUGUGACCAUCAUUUGUCAUCCGCUGUGUCUGCCUGAAGUGAAAGAGGCCUAUGUGGAUUUUCUCAAUCAUUGCUACAUCGACACCGAGGUGGAGAUGAAGGAGAUCUAUGCCUCUGGCCACAUGUGGAGCUUGUUUGAGAAAAGCUUUCUGGUCGACUUGAAUCAAUUGAUUGCCAACAGCUCGGCCAGCGGCAACAAGACGCUGCUCAACUAUGUGCUCAAUGGUUUGACCAAUCUGCUCAGCAGCUUCUUCUCCAGCCCCUUCUCCGACCAGAGCACCAUUGUGCAGUCGCGUCAGCUCAUCUUCGUGCAGCUGCUCCAAGCGGCCUAUCGCCUCACCCAAUGCAAGUGGCUCUCGCUGGCGGAUCGCUUCAAUGUGGAGAACUGCAUACGCACGCUCACCGAGUCCGCCAAGAUGCGCAGCAUUGUGGUGCCGCUGGAGCUGGAGCAGCAGGUGGCCAACAUGUCCAGCAAGACGGCCAUGCUGACGCGCCAGACCACCAAGUGGCUGCUCGCCUCCAAGCAGCCCAAGUACGAGACGCAGCAGUCGGCCAGCCUAAUGCGCUGGGAUCGCUCCAUCAUCGAGGGACUGCAGGAUAUAGUGUCGCUGCUGGAGGAUCAGCUGAAGCCAGUGGUGGAGGCAGAGCUUUCCCUGCUGGUCGACAUACUCUAUCGCUCCGAGCUGCUCUUCCCGGCGGGCACAGAUUCGCGCAAGCGCUGCGAGAGCGGCGGCUUCAUACGCAAACUCAUCAAGCACACCGAGAAGCUGCUGGAGGAGAAGGAGGAGCGCAUGUGCGUCAAGGUGCUGCGCACGCUGCGCGAGAUGAUGGCCAUUGAUGUGAACUAUGGUGAGAAGGGCGAUGCACUGCGCCAGACGCUGCUGCUGCGCUACUUUCAGUGCAAGGGCGCGCCCAAGCUGGAGGAGGAGCUGCCGGCGCAGUCGGCGGUGAACAAAGCCAGAGCCACAGCUGCUGCUGCGGCGGCCGCUUUGGAUCCCGCCAAGCAGCUGCAUUUGGUGACACAUGGACCUGGCGCCAAGUACUUGGCGCGCGCGGGCAAAACGCUGCACGAAAUGCAAAACCAUUUGGAUCGCGAAGGUGCCUCCGAUUUGGUAGUGGAGCUGGUCAUCAAGUCUGUGCAUUCGCCCAACAUCUUUGUGGAGGCUGUGGAGCUGGGCAUAGCGCUGCUCGAGGGCGGCAAUCCCAUUAUACAGAAGGGCAUGUUCCAGAAGUUCCUUAGCGAUGACCUCAAUCAAGCGUUCUUCAAGGUGUUCUUCGAGAAGAUGAAGGAUGCGCAGCAGGAGAUCAAGUCCACGGUGUCGGUCAACACCACCGACAUAGCAGCCAAAGCGCAUGAGCACAAGCAGGAUGCCAACCUGGAGCUGGACAAGAUCUCACGCAAGCAUGGCCUCAAAAGCAACGGCGUUGUUAUUACCGAUGAACUGAAGCGCGAGCUGCACAAUGCGGGAUUGGCCACAGCUAGAGCCUAUGGCAAUGCGCGGAACAUACAUUCGGGUGAGGAGAGCUCGGCGAUUAGCGUGAACAGCCCGUUGGAGGACAUUCUGGCCGAGAAGCUGGAGAAGCAUCGCGACAGCAAGGAGCAGCGCAAUCAGCUGUCCAACAAGGUGCUCGUCAUGCAGCCCAUUCUACGCUUCCUGCAGCUGCUCUGCGAGAAUCACAAUCCGGAUUUGCAGAAUCUGCUGCGCAAUCAAAACAACAAGACGAACAAUAAUCUUGUCUCGGAGACGCUCAUGUUUUUGGACUGCAUUUGCGGCUCCACCACUGGCGGACUGGGUCUGCUUGGACUCUACAUCAAUGAGCACAAUGUGGCGCUGAUCAAUCAAACGCUGGAAACACUCACCGAGUACUGCCAGGGUCCGUGCCAUGAGAACCAAAACUGCAUAGCCACACACGAGUCCAACGGCUUGGACAUCAUUACAGCCUUAAUACUAAACAAUAUCAAUCCGCUGGGCGAGAAUCGCAUGGAUCUGGUGCUGGAGCUGAAGAACAAUGCCUCCAAGCUGCUGCUGGCCAUUAUGGAGAGUCGCGGCGACAGCGAAAAUGCCGAGCGCAUACUCUACAACAUGAAUCCCAAGCAGCUGGUCGAGGUGGCCUGCAAGGCGUAUCACCAGGAAGAGCUAAUCGACGAGCAGGACGAUGCGGAUGAGCCUAGCGCAGCGGCCGACGAUGAUGACGCCACUGUCAGUCCACGCGAAGUGGGCCACAAUAUCUAUAUACUCUGUCAUCAGCUGGCGCAACAUAACAAAGAGCUCGCGGCGCUGCUCAAGGCAUCCGAGGAUCCCCAAUCCGCGAGCUUCGAUGCCAAGACUAGCCAAGCGCUCAUGUACUACGCCACGCAUACGGCGCAAAUCGAAAUUGUGCGCAACGAUCGCACGCUGGAGCAGAUUGUGUUUCCCAUACCCGAAAUCUGUGAAUACCUAACCACAGAUACUAAAAUCAAGAUACUUAAUACGGCGGAGCGCGAUGAUCAGGGCUCCAAGGUGGCGGACUUCUUCGACAAGGCCGAGGAGAUGUUCAACGAGAUGAAAUGGCAAAAGAAACUGCGAAGUCAGCCGCUGCUGUUCUGGAUUAGCAGCUACAUGUCGCUAUGGAGCAAUAUACUCUUCAAUUGCGUGGUGGUCAUCAAUAUGAUUGUGGCAUUCUUUUAUCCCUUUGACAACACUGUGCCAGAGCUGAGCCCGCAUAUUUCGCUGCUAUUCUGGGCAAUCUUAAUAUUCUCACUGGUCAUUGUUAUCACGCUGCCACGCGAGUCCGGCAUACGCACAUUAAUCGGCUCCGUUAUAUUGCGCUUUAUAUUUCUGCUGGGUCCGGAGUCGACACUUUGUUUGCUGGGCGUGGUUACGGUAACACUCAAGAGUGUGCAUAUUGUAAGCAUUAUGGGCAACAAGGGCACGCUGGAGAAGCAUUUCCUUAAGAUCAUCACGGACGUUCAAUUGCUCUAUCAUUGCAUUUAUAUAGCGUUCUGCUUUUGUGGACUUAUCUUUCAUCCAUUCUUCUACUCGCUGCUGCUCUUCGAUGUGGUCUAUCGCGAGGAGACGCUGGUCAAUGUGAUUCGUUCAGUUACGCGCAACGGUCGCUCCAUUGUCUUGACCGCCGUGUUGGCCUUGAUUUUGGUCUAUCUCUUCUCCAUCAUUGGCUACAUGUUCUUCAAGGAUGAUUUUCUGGUUUCGGUGGACUAUGAGGAGCAGGAGACAACAACGCCCUUAACGCUUUCUGUGCCUGUGACGCCGGCAGAUACUUGCAGCAAGCCAGAUGAGUUUGGCGCCUGUCCGAGUGGCAGUGCUCAGCUAGCUGCGGAUGUUGCUGCUGCUGGCGAGGCUAAGGAACGUUCUUGCGACUCGUUGGUCAUGUGCAUAGUGACAACAUUGAAUCAGGGUCUGCGCAAUGGUGGCGGCAUUGGUGACAUACUCAGAGCACCAUCCAGCAAGGAGGGUUUGUUUGUGGCGCGUGUUAUUUAUGACCUGCUCUUCUUCUUCAUUGUCAUUAUUAUUGUGCUGAAUCUGAUUUUUGGUGUCAUUAUCGAUACCUUUGCGGAUCUCAGAUCGGAAAAACAGCAGAAGGAGGCUAUACUGAAGACCACCUGCUUUAUCUGCUCGCUCAAUCGUUCGGCUUUCGAUAACAAGACCGUUAGCUUCGAGGAGCACAUCAAGAGCGAGCACAAUAUGUGGCACUACUUGUACUUCAUUGUGCUGGUCAAGGUCAAGGAUCCCACAGAGUUCACCGGCCCCGAGAGCUAUGUGUAUGCCAUGGUCAAGGCAGGCAUCUUGGAAUGGUUUCCACGCUUGCGCGCAAUGUCAUUGGCCGCUGUAGAUGCGGAUGGCGAACAAAUCGAGCUGCGCAGCAUGCAGGCACAAUUACUGGACACGCAGCUGCUCAUAAAGAAUCUGUCGACGCAGUUGCAUGAGCUCAAGGAUCACAUGACAGAGCAGCGCAAGCAGAAGCAGCGCCUGGGACUGCUCAAUACGGCGGCACAAGCGCUGAUGCCGUUUCAAUAAGGCAGCAUAGCGCAUAGGCAAGGAUACUUGGCAUAGCAUAAUGCAUAAGUCAGUUGAGUUUUAAAAGAAAACAUUCCCCUGGGUAGAGCAAUUAAUAUAUGUCGUUAACUUCUGGCAUUUGAAUUUGUAUUGUAAUCUGUUAAAAUCUCAGUAGCAUGGCCAUGAACAAUUCCAAAACGAAAUCUUCAACUACUUUUAUAUAAACUUUUUAUUAUUUUUAUUCAACUUAAAACAUGUCUUAACAUGAAGUAUUAAAUUCGAAUUCCAAGAAACAUUUGCCUUAAGCAAAACUCAUGACUCGAUCAUUUCCAAUAUAGCAACAAAUAUAUAUUACUAUGUACUAUACCAAUAUAUGCAUUAGCAUACCUAUACAAAUGUAACUCACUCAGAGAACUUUGGGCUGUUGAAAUGUUAAUCGGAUUACGCAUUAUAAACUAUAUUCACAAUUUACCAUGUACUCGUUAGCGUCUAUCUAGAAAACCCUUUUAUACCACAAUAUACAUACACUAUAUAGGCGCCAAUUUUUCGCACAGCGAUCUGAAGAAUUGUAUACAUAACAUAGUGCACUAUUUUAAGUAAAAUGCCAACAAAUUAUUUACACAAUUUAAAUCAACAACACUUAAUUAUUGUGAUUAUCGUUUUUGAAUCGUUUCCAA
Molecule: messenger RNA, 9617 nt
Organism: Drosophila busckii
Lineage: Eukaryota; Metazoa; Arthropoda; Insecta; Diptera; Drosophilidae
Gene: Itpr
Product: inositol 1,4,5-trisphosphate receptor
Exons: 21
Coding region: 430-8961 (2843 amino acids)
Biological process (GO): calcium ion transmembrane transport
Cellular component (GO): endoplasmic reticulum; membrane
Molecular function (GO): inositol 1,4,5-trisphosphate-gated calcium channel activity; inositol 1,4,5 trisphosphate binding
Source: RefSeq, a predicted model, not a curated record